Messenger RNA from Strongylocentrotus purpuratus (purple sea urchin), 5647 nucleotides. It is a transcript of the gene ets1, whose product is annotated as ets homolog. Lineage: Eukaryota; Metazoa; Echinodermata; Echinoidea; Camarodonta; Strongylocentrotidae. The record is from RefSeq and is a predicted model, not a curated record. The coding region runs from base 564 to 2234 and encodes 556 amino acids. Gene Ontology annotation, biological process: cell differentiation; regulation of transcription by RNA polymerase II. Gene Ontology annotation, molecular function: DNA-binding transcription factor activity, RNA polymerase II-specific; sequence-specific DNA binding. Gene Ontology annotation, cellular component: nucleus. The transcript is spliced from 9 exons.
CAGCUCAACUUUUCUGCCGCUGAAGUUACUUGUUUACAGCUAGCUGCUCCAUACAUGCUGGAUUUUCAAUAGAACUUCCCAAGGUAAACGAAGCGUAGCAGGGCCAUCGCUUCUCCCGUAUAAAAAGCCCAGGUGAGCCAAAAUUUGAUCUUAGUUGGUGGUGAUUGAUGCUCUGUCCACAUGCCUCCGGAGACCACAUGAAAUUAUCUGUGGAUUCUUCUUUUGCGGCUCUUAUUUGAUUUAUAUCAUGCAACAAGCUCGUUCAUCCAGAGCCCGUCUUCAACUUGUUGCGCUGGUUUGACACACACUUCAUGCAAGAGCCGUGGUCUCCAGCAAGUUGACUUUCUGUACGUGUAUGCCAGCGAACGUCUUCACUCUUCGUAUUCGUAGACUGGAGUUUUCCUAGGAUAUAAAUAAUAUUAUUUUGUUCGUCUUUAAUUCAACGUCGACAUUUUGAGGUGCUACUUCGCGUUAGCCUCAUCGCCACACGUACAGAAGCCGAGUAAUUCCUGGUCGACGUCGAGUUCGACCUCCAACAAGAGCCGCGCGGCUGAGCAUCAAUCAUGGCGUCUAUGCACUGUUCGUUCCCUCCAGACUUUCAUCAACUGCAGCCUCGUCCCAGCAUGCAUCUGGACGAAUGCUGCCAAGUUCCUGAUGUGAUGAACCGUAAAAGGAGGCCCCACAAGCUUAUCAUACAGAAGCUUGGAUACCAAGACGGUCUACACUCUAAAGAUCUGACGAGGUAUAACAUUAUGAUUGGCGGUCCGGAGGCAUUGAGAAUCAAAACAGAACCAAAGGCACAAGAAGUCCCCACGGGUUUUGAGCUUCCGGACGAACUCUCAGGGAACCCCAUAGAUCUCCAUCCAGCCGUCCCACCACCAACGCCAGGCACUAACGCUCUGAUGAAUGCAUGCCUCAGAGAAAGCUUUAGCAGCUUCAAGAAGGAACAAGAAAGGCUUGGAAUCCCAAAAGAUCCGUCUCGAUGGUCCGAAUGUCAGGUUGUAGCCUGGGUGCACUGGUCCAUCAAGGAGUUCAGUCUAGAGGGAGUGUCCAUCAACAACUUCCGAAUCAGCGGCCGCGACCUCUGCACCCUCCCGAAGACAGACUUCCUGAGUAGGGCGCCCCCUUUCAUGGGCGACAUCCUCUGGGAGCACAUCGACAUGCUCCGUAAAGAAUGUGAUCCAGCCAACGUUCCAGCCCAGUCCUCCUCAUCCUCCACCUCCACAUCCUCCUCAUCGUCUACUGCAUCUCCGCCCGUCUCCGUUACCACGACAACCACAACGACAGCCUCAUCUUCUUCUUCGUUACAGUCCAUCAAACUGGAGAACGUCAGCUCUGGCUAUCUCAACACAACAUCGUGUAUGCCCAGAUUAGAUGACUUCUUAGCACAAGGUUUCUCUGUAGAUCAACCACAAGCCGUACCCGUCUCGGCGCCCCAGUGCAGCGGCUUCAGCGACGGCAUGUACCAGGUUUCAGAGUCCCUGCAGACCCUCAACGAAUUCAAUGCUGAAGACAUCCUGAAUAUCAAGCAGGAGGAUACCGGUAGCAGCUCGGACUACUACAGCCUCGAAUCCUCACCAAACUCCAACCAGCAUUUCCUGGAGACACCGACGCCAGAGAUCUACAACAACCCUCACAUUUACGACCCUCCAAUGCCAUACUUCAACAACGGACACAGUACAUAUAAAGGCAACCAGUUCACAUCCUAUGAAUCUUAUGAAGGGCAUGCCCCGUCCGGCCCCGCCCCCUACCAACAGGUCCCGCGCUCCCUGUCCGACAGCUGCACAAGCUCCGAUUUAGGGAGUAUCGGAGGGGCGUCGCGGUCCGAUUCACCCCUCGCAGGCGAAGUGGUCUCGAACCCUGUUAUCCCUGCAGCUGUACUAGCUGGGUAUUCCGGAAGUGGUCCUAUCCAACUAUGGCAGUUUCUCCUGGAGCUUCUGACCGAUAAGACAUGCCAGCACAUCAUCAGCUGGACCGGAGACGGCUGGGAAUUCAAGCUGUCCGACCCGGACGAGGUCGCCAGAAGGUGGGGCAAGCGCAAAAACAAACCCAAGAUGAACUACGAGAAGCUUAGCCGAGGACUGCGCUACUACUAUGACAAGAACAUCAUCCAUAAGACGGCGGGCAAGCGCUACGUCUACCGCUUCGUCUGUGACCUGCAGAGCCUUCUGGGAUACACGCCCGAGGAGCUGCACGAGAUGGUCGGCGUCAACCCUGCACGCGACGAUGACUGAGAAUCCUGCGAUGUGCACCGCGCAAGAAUACCGGACUUGUGUGAAAUGUUGAAGUUGCGUAUUAGACAGAGGACAUGACUGUUGCGUAAAGUUUAUCGCAUUCUAUUUUUGAAAGAAAGUUAUUCAUUGGUAGAGGAUAUAUUCAUGUGGUGAGGAGUGUCGCUUUUCCUCGUGUAGAGACAUUACACAUUUGUUAUUACACAUUUGUUGUAAUCGAACUCGUGAAAUUCGUGAAAUUCCGCCAGAGUCCUCUAAAUUUGUACAUGCAUCUCUUCAGAAAUUUAAUUAGCAGCAGUGCAAUUUCAAUAAUUCAGAAGCAUGCACUUUUUUUAUCUGUAUAGGUUGAGAGUUUGCAGAAUGUUAGAUAAAGUAGCAUUCGAAUCUGCCAUUAAAUUCGUCCAAGUAUGUCUUUUAUGCCUUAAUUUUUAAGCUAUUGAGAAGGAUUUUAAAUGAAAUGAAAUUUUGACAAUUCUUAAUCCUUUUAUGAGGUUAAAGCCUACAAAACUGUACUUAAUCGUGUAUAAAUUUAAUGCUUACAUGUUGCAUGCUUUUUCAUAUUUUUGUGAAGAAAAAAAAACUUUGAUAUGUCAUCUGGAAUGACAUUUUGGAAUCCAACCAGUUCUCUCCUUUUUAAAGUGAAAAUUGAAAAUGUACUAUUAUAGUUAUUAAAGUCCUAUGCAUUUCCUGUAGUUUUAAAAUAGUAGAUGAAAAAGAGAGCCAGCAACUUAUUUUUGUCAUGCGAAAAUGUCUGAAAGUGCUUUUUGAAGACGAGUCAUGUUUAUACCUACUUCAGUUUUUAUUCCACUUGCAAGAACAUUCAUGUGACCAAACUUUUUUUAUCGCUUGCUGCCUGAACGAAUGAAUAUUAUGACCAGGCUGAAUUAGGUGGUGUGAGACAAGGUUCGUUCCUUGAAAGCCAGCAACUUGCAAUAUAUGAUUUAAUUCAAACCUUUUGAUUUACAUUCGUUAGAAGUACAUUCCAAAGUCGUCUGCAUCGUAGUUUUAUUCUCUUUUUUUCUUUUGUUAAAAAUGACCAGUGGUUUUCAUGUUCAAUUGCAAUCACAUUCCUUGUGGGUUUAUGAACAUGAUAUACCAAUUUGAUGCAAGCUAUUUUUUUUUUAAUCAUCUCCUCUGAAUGAUGAACAAAAAGGUGCUACAGUGUAUUAGUAUGUUUUACCUUUGUGAUAUAUUUGUUUGUGUUAUCUUUCACGAGGGCUGAUCCCUUAUGGGCUUUGUGCAAAAGUUGUGUACGACUUUUUUUGUAUUAUAUUUUGUUUCUAGGUAUCAUGCAGAAUGUUGAGAUAUACCAAACCUAAUGUUAGGAUGGUGAAUCCAGGCUUUUGUUUUAAUAAUUUAUUUUUGUGCAUAUUGGUUCAACUGCUCAUGUGGGUAGAACAUCUGAUUUAGUCUACAUGUUUGUGUGCAUGCACAAGCUUUUUUCUUGUAUUAUGGUGUACUAGCAUCUAGCUUCAUAACUCUUUAGGACCUGGUGUCUGUAAAGCACCGGAUAUUGGUCUUAGCGUCUUACACUCAGCGUUUUUCAUAAUACCGAUACAAUUUGCUAGCACCAGAUUUUGGUGUUGGCGUCUUACACUCGACUUUCUUCUUAAUAUCGAUACAAUUUAUUAGUGUUGGGGAAGAGUGAUGUCAAACUGCUUUAGUGAGUACUUAAGCUUUUGUGGAUCACUCAACGCUAUCCUUGGCAAAUAUGGGAUCAUCCAUUACCAUACAAAAGCAUGCAUGUGUGCAUCUUUAUGGUAUCAUUGAGGGCUUAGAGUAGGCUAUAUGCAUUCCCAAUUGAGCUUGGGUAAAACGCAUCCAGUUUUCUCAAAUCUUCUUCUGCUGCUUAUGCGAGGGGCGAAGAAUGUAAUUUUGUCCAAACUUGCCAUUUUAAAGUACCAUGGAGUUUUAUCUGAUUUAGUACAAAGUGGGAUGUGUAUUUGAAGACAUAAGUUCAGCAGAAAUGUACCUAACUACUAGAAAGAUGAUGUGUUUUAUCAUUUUUAAACAAGGAAACUUUUGAUCUGCGCACCUUUAAAACUUGCCUAAUUGUGCUAGAAUGAAAAGUAUAUUUUCCAUUUGGUUGAUUUAUUUUUUUCGUCUUCACAUCCAUGUGCCUUGGUGUCGAUUCACAGGAAGAAAAAAUAUGCCUUCUAGAAAAACGUACUGCAGAAGUUUACGAUAUUUGUAGAUUGUAGCCAGAGAAAGAACAAGGUUUUGAAAGCACUUUUUUAUAUUUGUACUUACAUCAGUUUUGUGUAUAGAAGGUGGCCCAUGCUUCGUAUUGGCUGUAAAUGUACAUGUAUUUCGUAAUGUGAGAGAGAGAGGGGGAGGGAGAGAGAGAGAGAGAGAGAGAGAUAAAGAGAAUGAUAGUGUAGCAAGAAAAGCCUUUUUGUGUACACAUGUGUUUUCUAGAGAGUGCAAUUUGUGCUUUUUGUAAAUGCGCGAGUGACUGAGAUGGAAAGAGAAACAAAAAUGAGUGAGAAUUCAUGAAAUUGUAUGAUAAUUGUAACAUGGUGGAUUUUAAAGACUGAGCAAUUAGUGCUCUAUUGUGUUAACAGAAUUUUUAAAAUCCAUAUUUGUUUAUGGGUACUGAGUGAUGAUAACAACUGUAUGUAAUGGGAUCUGACAUGAAGAGUGCCAUUAAAUGUAUUGUAAAUAGGAACAAUUGUACCAAUGGUGCGCCUUGUAUAAAAACAUAAGAGAAUGAAAGGGGAAAAACUAGAAAUUCAGUCGCCUUUGUUGUAAAAUAAGCUUUUUGACACACUAGAAGAAAAUGAUUGUAUUUUUCACAAUUUUUGUAAGUAUUGUUUAUAUUUCUGUUUCUACACACAGACCGUAGAUGGUCAAAGAUGAUGAAUAUUUUGCUUUGAGUUCUAUAGUGGUGUUUUAUAGUGCUGGCACUGUUUUUCACCUGUUUGAAUUAUUUUUUUUCUGACUGUGAAAAGUCCUUUUAUGUCCUUUUAUUUUAAGGCAAAACAGAAGUAAUGUUAUCUCAAUAUGUUGUUUCUGUAAUACCUGAAAAUGCUUUAAAAAUAUGAACUUCAUUUCAAAUACCCUGAAACAUUCAUCCUCCAAUAUUACAUACGGUGGAAGCUGAAGAACUCACAUGUUCUGUCUAUAAAAGAUAACGAGGUAUACAUCAUUGUUUAAAAGAGAAGAUUUUGUGUUUUUCUUAAUGUAUUGAAACCAAAGUAAACUACAUGGAUACCACACUAUGCACACAAGUGUUAUGUUAAGUCUCGGUAACAUAUUAUUUAUAUUUUUAUUUUUUAGAGGAUUGAGUUAGAUUGGUUAAUAUGCCUUGAUCAAUUGUUUUUGUUAUUGUGUUUACUUCUCACGGUUCUGUUGACGUCAAUGUGUUUUCAGACGUGGACGGUGAAAAAAAUAAAAUUGUGAAAUGUCGACGUAAA